GGCUCGUUUUAGGAUUGGCUUUACAUCCCUGCAGACCUCUGUGCUUCCCCGCUUCUCCCCGCCUCCCAACUUGCGUCCGUAUAAUCGUAUCCUCGUGGCGCCGUAGUCCCGCUGCAAGUAACCCUGCGUGCGCGUUAUCUCGCCAAUGGCGAAUCCGUUGUUCGCCGGCCAGUGGCCCACCACUCCCGAAGGCGACGAGAAUUCGCACGAUUUUUGUAACCGGUUCCCCCCAGACGCGAAGGAGCGCGAGGUGCAGAACAUGCUGCGCUGGUGGCCGGGCUACGAGGCCCUGCCAGCUGACUUUCAAGGGCGACCAGCCGUUAGGGUUCGCCAUCUUCAGCACACCGGCCAUGGCGUUCGCUGCUCGAGAACGCCUUGCAGGGCCUCAUAUUCGACGUGGACCACAAUUCCGUGCUGCGAGCAGAGUUGGCCAAGACCAACCUUCACAGAAGGAAGGGUUUUCCUGGGGGAGGCGAUGGCUACGACCACUCCAAGCGCGCGCGGGUGGACACCAUGGCAUCCUUUAUGCCCGGCUCUGCUGCCGCUGCUAUGGGCAGCUUCAUGCCUGCAGCAUACGACGCCUAUGCCUCCUCGUUCGCCUCCCUCCCUGCAGCCGCCCCUGCUGCUCCCGCGUCUGCUCCCAAGCAGUACUCCACCCACUCCGGACCCCGCCAGGCAAGGUAGGGCUACAGGCGAGGCAGGCAAGGAAGGGCUACAGGCGAGGCAGGCAAGGUAGGGCUACAGGUGAGGCAGGCAAGGUAGGGCUACAGGCGAGGCAGGCAAGGUAGGGCUACAGGCGAGGCAGGCAAGGUAGGGCUACAGGCGAGGCAGGCACGGUACGGCUACAGGCAAGGCAGGCAAGGUAGGGCUAUAGGCGAGGCAGGCAAGGUAGGGCUACAGGCGAGGCAGGCUAGGUAGGGCUACAGGUGAGGCAGGCAAGGUAGGGCUACAGGCGAGGCAGGCAAGGUAGGGCUACAGUCGAGGCAGGCAAGGUAGGGCUACAGGCGAGGCAGGCAAGGUAGGGCUACAGCCUGCAGGCCAGGCAGGCAAGCUAUAUGAAACAUGGAAUUUUACCUUUAAAUGCACUCCACCCAUCCACCUAUUUUUCACCGCCACCGGCCCAUCGGGAUGUGAAGGCUGGUUAUGGUACCUGCAGUAGCACAUCAUAGCACGUCAAAGUACACCACAGCACAGCACACCACCACACCACACUGCACCACACCACAAUAGACCCUACCUAACCCCUCCAUCAGGUGUGCUGGAACAAACCCCCCUGCAACACUACCUUGGCAACCUGGGCUUGGGAACGAGAGUUUUACCGCUCUAUACCGCACCAAACCGCACCUCAUCCCAUCAAGUGCAGCGGGAUAACCCCCCGUGCAACACCCUCUACCUCGGAAACCUGGGCUUGGGAGUGUACCGGGACAACCCUCCCUGCAACACCCUGUAUCUCGGCAACCUGGGCUUGGGAGUGAGCGAAGCGGAGCUGAUGCAGAUAUUCAGCGUACAGCCUGGCUAUGUGCAGCUGAAGCUUCUUCGACAGGGAAUGAGCACUUGCUGCUUCGUGCAGUUUGUUGUGAGUGUAUUCUCGUAACUUCCCCCUAGAUUCUUGGAGGUAUUUAUGUUCGACUACACGUUUUCCUCUUCUCUAGCCCCUUCUGUACACAUUCCCAUGUUGUUUCUUUUUUCUUUCGUAUGUUCGUCCGCAUAUUGUUUCCCUCUAUAAGGGGGAGGGGUCAGCACCAGAAGUGGAAGUAGCACUCCAUUUUUUAGGCGCUCAAGAUCCAUGCGUGAGGAGUCUAUUUUUGAGGCGCCUCAAAAAUAGACGUGGAGGCAGCACCAGCACGCCAAGUAGCACUCCAGAGCAUUACUCUAGCAUCCACCGACCGAGGCUGUGUCCUGCCUCUCCCCUCUGUCCCCUCUCCCACCCCUUCUCCUCCCUUUCUCCUCGCACUCAUACUCUCUUCCCUCCCUUCCCCCCUCCCUCUCCUCCCCCUCUGCCAGGACGUGGA
This is a messenger RNA of Closterium sp. NIES-67, 2012 nucleotides long. Lineage: Eukaryota; Viridiplantae; Streptophyta; Zygnematophyceae; Desmidiales; Closteriaceae. The record is from the annotation of a GenBank genome assembly.